AUGGUAGUGCCGAAGCUUUCAGUUUUGUUGCUGUUGCCCUCCUUGAUCCCCCUUUUCUAUUGGACGACCACCUCUGCUCUGUCACAUGACCCCACCUUCAACUCCACCAACUCUCAACGCUCCACCAGAAUCAGGAGGGACCUGCCCUACCUUACUCAAGAGAAAACAAAGGAAGUCAUGGAAUUUGGGAAAGCUACUCUGGAAGCAUUCAAAUCUACAUUUGAGUAUCUCGAGAAAACAAGAACGUUGUCAGGCAUAAUGGAGAAGAUCUCAAAGUUCGCUGGUUUGGUGCCAGGCAUUGGAGGUCUGAUGCUCUCCUUAGUCAGUAUGGUUUUAAUCUUCAUUCCUCAGGAGAGCCCCACAGACCAGCUGCAGGCUGAUCUGGAUGAGGUGAACAGGAAGCUGGACUCUCUCUCCAUGGAGAUCUCCAACCUGGCAACGGAUGUGGAAUGGCACAACUACGCCAGCGUCUACUCUCAGGACGAGGUCCGCAUCCUCAACGCCUGGAAGAAGUUAAAUGAGUUCCUUAAUACCUCCAGAUUGCCACAGAGCAACGAGACAAGGAUCCGUGUGGCCGAAAUGUUCACCACCUUCUAUGAGAACACGGCCACUGAAGGCAGCGUGGCCAGCCUCUACCACUACCUGACCGUCAGGGGCACGUCUCUCAGCAAGAACCUGCUCGACAUCCUGACCAGGAAGUUUAAAUGUGGCUUUUAUGAUGUGGCCACGUAUGCUUUCUAUUUCAACACCCUAAUGUAUAGGGGGAUGGUCCUCAACCAGUUCUACUGGAGUCUGAUGGGUUUCGACACGUCAGUCAAGGCAGCUGAACACACCUCAAUGAUGAAACAAGUUGUUAGAGCUCAAAAAAAUGCUCUGAACUACUGCCUGAACAACUACGAGGAGUACAUGAAGAAGGAUGUGGUGGAGAUCAGCAAAGCUCAGAGCUAUGGCAACAACACACAAACCGCUAUUAAGAUCAAGAAUGCUUUGGACAAGAAGUACUUCUGGUACAACUGGGUGGUGGUGGUGUAUGACACGGAGCAGCGCUACCCUGAUGAAACUUCUGGUUUCACUGUAAAAAUCACUGUGGGGAAGAUCACUGCUGCUGUGGGUUUCACCAUCAGUUUAGGACGACACAAUUACUCGCCCUCCAUUAAUUGCAUUAAAAAGGUUAGCCUGACCUGCAACGAUAAGUCGGCAAUUGCAAAAGUGGGUAACUGCCAUGCUAAUGGUUUUUACCAUUCCAAACAUAAUUACGUCUAUGAAAAGCCUAAACUGUGGCAUGUCUCUUACAAUCCAAAAUCAGGCCAAGCUCCAGAACCCGGACUCAAGGUAGCCUGUCAGUACUCAGGGGGCUCCCUCUCCUUUUAUUACUCAAUUGAAAAGGACGUCUGCCGUGGGGUUCCCUGUAUGAACGGUGGUACAUGUCAUAGAAUUCUGGAUUCCAUCGACUGGAUGUGUGACUGUCCAGAUGAUUUCUAUGGAAGAAGAUGUGAAAAGAACACCACCAUCAGUGAGGCACCAAGGUACCUCGUGCCUCACCCCGUGCCCAUCAGCUCCAUCGACACCAAGCUGGACAACAUGCAGAGCAAAAUUGACUCCCUCCUGAAGCGGAGAGGUUGACAGACGCCUCCAGACGAAUGACGGACGACAGGCAUGACGACAAAACGCCAACCGACAAACUGACCGCACAUCAGCUGAUUCAACACCUGAGGAGAAAAGAGUGAAUCUGAAACAUCAACAGAUAAAAACCACU
Messenger RNA from Myripristis murdjan (pinecone soldierfish), 1756 nucleotides. RefSeq names its product SE-cephalotoxin-like. NCBI's taxonomy places the organism in Eukaryota, Metazoa, Chordata, Actinopteri, Holocentriformes, Holocentridae. Bases 1 to 1623 code for a protein of 540 amino acids. The record is from RefSeq and is a predicted model, not a curated record. The transcript has a single exon.